AAUGAACAAUCCAUUUCAAAGUCCAAUAGGGAAUCCUAAUGAUCCAAAUAAUCAAUUAUUAUUAAUGUCUUUAGCUUAAGUAGAUUCACAAAAUAUGUUCUUCUUUUUGAUGCAAAAUACUGAUUUUGUUGAAAAAUAAGAUGAAGUAUUUGAUUGAUUAUUAUUAAUUCAGAAUUAAUUCAAAAAGACAGCUAUAGGAUUUGUUAGAAAUACAUUGGGUAUAUUUUUUUUAGGCACAGUGCUUAAUUUGUAAAUGAAAAGAAUUCCUAAAGUAACAUCUAAUAAUAUUUCUAAAGUUUUUGAAUUGGCCUAUUUAUGUUAAAAUUCCAUUAAGAAUACCUGUCUUUUUUAGCCCAUUUUUCUUAUUUUAAUAAUCGUUAACAAAUUAACUUGAUAAUUUAACAUAAUUGCAUCAUAAAUAUUACACAAGAAUAUUAAGAGUUAAAAAAACUGGUGAUUUAAGAUACUUUGAUCCAUAAGGUAUAUUACAAAAAUAAUUUGAAUAAAAAAUGAAAGAAUUAAUGAAAUGA
Paramecium pentaurelia is the source of this 530-nucleotide messenger RNA. Lineage: Eukaryota; Ciliophora; Oligohymenophorea; Peniculida; Parameciidae. The record is from the annotation of a GenBank genome assembly.